UGCCCCUGUAAAUUGUCAAAAACCCUUGGAUUCAAAACCUCCGGUAUCGAUUUACUAAUGGCGUUUUUGCCUUUCCACCAUUGAUUCGUCAUCCCAACAUCAUAAUUCUACAUUUUAUUUAUGGAAAAUUCACCACCGCCACCGCCGCCGUUGUAACUAAUCAUUGCCGAUGGAGCCUCGCCGACCGUCCCGGGUGAUCGAUCCCAAAGUCAGGAAGGUCGGCUUCUUCACUCCUGGUCCACCUCCAGAUCGCACCAGGUCGGGGCCGGCUGCUACCACCCCCACUCGCAAUCAGUCUCCAGUCUCCAAUUCCCUUUCUCCCGUCAUGAUACCCCCGGCUCGCCAUGCGUCUGAUAACUUGUCUCGUGCGGUUGGCAUGCCUGUUCCGGUGGCUUCUCAAUUGCAUGCGCAUCCGCCGGCGGAUAGCUUGCAAGUCGGGAGCUAUACACCGUCUGAUUCCGUUAUCAGCGCAUCUCCGACUCGAUCGCCGUCGAGCCGGAUUGGCCUCGAUGGAGAGUUCUCUGAGGAUUCUAUUAAUUGGAUGAAGCGGAGCAAUUCCGGAAGAAUCUCGGCUGCUCGUCCUACAGGAGGCCCUGAUUUGAAACAAUCAGUCGAAGCAUUGAUUAAUGAAAGUGGGGGAGAUCUUGUUCUUAAAGAGCCACUGCAAAAGAAUUCAAAGCCACUAAAAGCAAAAACAACAAAGGCUGAGAUGCGUGCUUUGCAGGAGACGCAACGAGCUGCAAAAGCUACUGCCAAAGUGGCUGAAGGCAAUAAGCCUGGCACUACUUCAGGCAUGUCAGCUCCUGCACAAACAAGUAAACCAGUAAACAAGCCUAAUCAGAAGAAAGAUGGUCCUCCGAUGGUUUCUUCGACUAUAGUUCCUGAGAGGAAAGGUGGUGACAAACCACCAGAGAAAGAUAGAAAGAAAGAUAUGCCUCCUCCACGCAUGCAGUUUGAUGACAAGAGCCGUGUUGAAAAAGCUAAAAAGCGAUCAGUGACUAAACAGACAGAAGCUAGAAAUAGAGUUGAACUGUUCAGGCAUUUACCUCAAUAUGAACGUGGAAAUCAGCUUUCUGAUCUUGAGUCAAAGUUUUUCCAACUUGAUCAUGUGCAUCCUGCUGUUUACAAGGUUGGUUUACAAUUUCUUGCUGGGGAUAUAAUGUGGAGCAAUACCCGUUGUAUUGCAAUGCUUCAAGCAUUUCAGAAAGUCAUCGAAGACUACUCAACACCAUCCGAGAAAACCCUUGCUAGAGAUUUAACUUCAAAGAUCAACAGCUCUGUCUCGUUUCUGAUAGAAUGCAGACCCCUUUCAAUUAGUAUGGGAAAUGCAAUUCGUUUUCUAAAAUCCCGUAUUGCAAAGAUCACAUUGGCUCAAACUGAGUCAGAAGCAAAAACCUUUUUGUGUUCAGACAUUGAUCGUUACAUAAACGAGAAGAUAGUACUUGCAGACAAGGUAAUAGUCAGACACGCAGUUACAAAAAUCCGCGAUGGAGAUGUUCUUCUCACAUAUGGUUCAUCAUCUCUCGUCGAAAUGAUUCUAUUGCAUGCUCAUGAACUUAGGAGGCAAUUCCGAGUUGUAGUUGUCGACUCACGCCCGAAUCUUGAAGGUCAACAACUACUUCGUAGGUUGGUUGAAAAGGGUUUCAGUUGUACAUAUACCCAUAUAAAUGCGGUUUCCUAUAUCAUGCAUGAAGUUACAAGAAUCUUUCUGGGGGCUGCUUCUGUAUUGUCUAAUGGAACAGUAUAUUCAACAGUUGGAACUGCCUGUAUUGCUAUGGUUGCUCAUGCCCACCAUGUCCCAGUUUUGAUUUGUUGCGAGUCAUACAAGUUCCAUGAAAGGGUACAACUUGAUUCAAUCUGUUCAAAUGAGCUGGGCAAUCCUGAUGCCAUAGCCAAGGUUCCUGGAAGAACGAAUAAUUGUUUGGAUGAUUGGGCUGGCAAAGAAAAUCUUCAACUUUUGAAUUUGGCUUAUGAUGUGACUCCGUCGGAUUAUGUCUCAAUGAUAGUCACUGAGCAUGGCAUGAUCCCGCCGACAAGCGUGCCUGUGAUUGUUCGGGAGUAUGGGCGAGAGCACCUACUAAUAUAGACCGGCGAACGCAACAUUGUUCAUGAACGGAUUUUUGCCGAUUGUUCAAAAUAAGGGUUUGUUUGUGCCAUAUUCUGAUUUGCUGGUGGAUUAUAAUCAGGCUUUUGAAACUUGGUUUUUUUUCUUUGGCUGUGGGAAAAGGAGCAUAUAGGCAGGGGAAAAUAUAGGAUAUAGAAUAUAGGUAUUUUAUAUUAACUCUAUUAUUACUAUGAAUAUUGUAUCUUGUUAAGUUUUGGUCACAUUUUCUAUGAAUACUUUUACAAAUUUAAUGAUGACGACAUGUCAUCCUUAACAGGUCAACCAAAUCCUUCCAUGAAA
Messenger RNA from Cynara cardunculus var. scolymus (artichoke), 2404 nucleotides. RefSeq names its product probable translation initiation factor eIF-2B subunit delta. The coding region runs from base 170 to 2086 and encodes 638 amino acids. The transcript is spliced from 7 exons. The record is from RefSeq and is a predicted model, not a curated record. Lineage: Eukaryota; Viridiplantae; Streptophyta; Magnoliopsida; Asterales; Asteraceae.